Zophobas morio is the source of this 3228-nucleotide messenger RNA. RefSeq names its product Microsomal triacylglycerol transfer protein (gene Mtp). Gene Ontology annotation, biological process: lipoprotein metabolic process; lipid transport. Bases 550 to 3180 code for a protein of 876 amino acids. Lineage: Eukaryota; Metazoa; Arthropoda; Insecta; Coleoptera; Tenebrionidae. Gene Ontology annotation, cellular component: Golgi apparatus; basolateral plasma membrane; endoplasmic reticulum. Gene Ontology annotation, molecular function: lipid binding. The transcript has 9 exons. The record is from RefSeq and is a predicted model, not a curated record.
AAGUUUUCGGAAAAGUUGAGAGUAAACGUUUGUUAUAUGUUAUUAUAAUAUAAGCGAAGUAGUUAAGUGGUUGGUUUAGAAAACUAAGGCAGAAGAUGGUACCAUUGAGGUAACUUACAGAUCAUCGCCGUGGGUCGUCCGACGUCACGCCAUUGUCUCUUAAUCCAGCGAGCCAAUUUCGUCCCACCAUUGCAUUCCCAAGACCAUCGUCUUCGAGAGCAUACAAAUCCGGUUCGUCCGCGGCCCACUCGCGUACCCUCUCCGGAGCCGGUCAGUGUGCCUCCGCUGUGUCAAGUGCGCGCUAAAAUUCCGCUCCAUCGCCUCGCCGGAAAAGCAAUGUUUUUGCCGAUGUCGCGGAAAUGCUAUCCGUGAUUUCUCGCAGUUUCCACGCUUAAAAUGCCCCGACAACAUCCAGCACGACCCAGUGAUAAGCGACCUCUGCGCGCUGAUAAGCACUCCACUUUGACCCGGCGCAGAUAAGCGAAGAAAUGGACUUUUAGGAAAUGGACUAACAAUCGGCCGGUGGUGUCGCGACAAAACGCCGUAAAAAUGUUGACUAUGUACAUAGUGUUUGCGUGGCUUAUGGGGAUUUGCUACGGUUUUGUGUUGAUCUCGUCGGCGGCGGGCCAAAACGACGUCAAUUUGUUCCAAGUGGGUGAAGUUGUGGUGUACCAGUUGCAUUCGACGGUGCUGCUGGACGAAAACAGCGACGAUGGGAAGAACGUGGGGUUCUUCAUCUCGGGGAACGUGCUGGUGCACUCGGUGUGGGGGAGCGGCGACGACAGGAUACUCAAACUGGAGUUGAGAGCACCACAGCUCUUCAUCCGCUCCAGGAAAGCCCCAUCUCCUGAUGGCUUCAUCCAGCACUCGUCGAAGCUGGAGAGCUUUUCCUUGAAGCCGUUCUACGUGGCCUGGAGAGGAGGAAGAAUCGAGAAAAUUCUUCUGCCGAAAGGGGAUCCGAAGGCUCUGGUGAACCUGAAGAAGGGGAUCGCGAGUUUGUUCCAGUUCCAACUUCUGGAUGGAGAAACGAACGAAACCGAUUCCUCCGGCUUCUGCAAAACCACCUACCACACGAUCGAUCCAACCAAAUUCCAGAAAACCAAAACGAGAUGUCUUUCCCCGGAUCUACCGUUCGUGCGAACCCCCGACUCACUUCUGGACGUCAUCGUGUCAUCAACGCGCCAAACCACCUACGAACUAGACCCACAACUCACCCACUUCCAGACCAUAUAUGGAAAAGAAACCCAUCGGAUGAUACCGUCGGUCAAAGAAGACAUCGGGAGCAUGGUGCACGCCGACCAAAUCCUCAACUUCGUCAAAAAGGAAAAAACGGACACUUUGAGAGGACCGAGUCUUGAGGAAGUCCUCGAGUUGGUGAUGAACGGGCACGAAGAAGACACUUUGUUGACGGAAAAAGAGGAUAUCGGUGGCGAAGAGAGGAAAACCUUCCCGAAUAUAGUCAACGAAUUGAGGGACAAUCUAGCUGAGAAAAAUUUAGGGAGUUUGGUGUCUGCGAAAGCGUUUUUGAAGAUUUUGGAGGUGGCACGGAAGGCUUCCAAAGAAGAGGUUUCGAAAGUUUUGGGGUCCAAGAAGAACCAGAAGAUUCUGCCUCAGAUUUAUGAUAUUUUGGGCUACGUUCAAACCCCCGAAACUCACAAGAUUGUAAUGAAGAAAGUCCACUUUGACCGCGAGGACCACCUAGACUUGAGUGAACGCUACUUAUGGGCGCUGUCAAUGUCGACUCAUCCAAAUCCAGAAAUUGUCAAGGAUCUGCUCAACCGCUACCGAAAGAAUGACAAUUUUCCUGAAAAAGUCAAAGAGACUCUUAUUUUGACGAUUGCAGCCAUGGCCCGUGGUACACAACAGCGCAAAAUAAUCGGAUCCGCGCAAGAAGUAAUAGUCAACAACCUAAACUACGCAAAAGGGGAAAGCCGCUACGCCUUCCUUCGGGCCUUAAAAAAUCUCAAAAGCCCUACCACAGUACCCCUGCUCUUACAAACAAUCAAAGACGGAAGUUUCAAAGAGGGAGUCCUUGCUUUCAAAGCCCUUCGAUCAAUGGACCCGUCUCUAUGGGACGCCGAAGUACUCAAAACCGCUCGACGCACCUUCUUGCAACUAGACAAGAAGUACGACAGCAGUUCCCGGACCCAAGCUAUCGAUAUCCUUCUAGAAUCCCAGCCGUCGAACAACGUCCUCCAAGACAUGCUCCACUACCUCAAAGUAAACGAUUCGAGUGUCGAAGUCAAACAGUACGUCAUGCAGCGCCUGCAGAUGUUGGCAGACGAAGACCCUUCCUUUAGUUCUCGACUCGCCGACCUCAUCAAAAGCGACCCCACAAUCAACAACUACGAGAUUCUGUCACCCAAGGGUUUAUCCACAGCGUUGAAACGCAGCUUCCUGCGGAACCCAUCGGCGAACGGGAGUCUGGUAACCAUCCAGGAAAUCUUCGCUGGGAUUGUCAAAAGAGGGAUCGUCAACGUGGUAUUGAAUAAAAACGGCGCGACCAAAGAGAUGUUUAGUUUAGGGAUCUUCGCUGGAGGGUUGAGUAGUUUCAUGGGUGGUGAAGUGGAAGGUGACGAGGAAACGGCAACGGCUGGGAUGGAACUUACCAUUUUGGACACCCAAAUUCGCCCGUUUGUGUUUUUCACGGGACAGGGUGAAUUGAUGGGUCACGUAUGGUCGGGUACUGCUUCCGAGCGUACCACGGCGUUCCAGGCGCUGGUUUUGCUUCAGGACCAUUUGGAAUAUGUGAGGUUAGGGCCUGGGUUCAUCGCUGAGUUUAAUCUAAAAGGGGGAGCGUCGUUCGACUUGUCGGGGAACAUAGAGAUUUCGAUUUGGAGUCGUACCGCGGAUUCGGUGGUGGAAAAAUCGGCUGGGAUUGUUACCAAUGGGUUGAUCGCCAUAGACACGGCUUUCGUGAGGUCCCAGGUGGAAUUUAGUGCGUCCGUCGAGCCAAGGUUGAACCUCAAAUCCGACAUAGACUUUUCCGGGAAUAUGAAUCUGUGUAUGAGAGUGACAACCCCGGACUCUACCUUCAGACACAACAUCUUCAAAAUCGAGCGCAUCCCCGGCAGUAAACACAAGAUGCGCAUCGCCAAGUACAAGAAAACCCCCAUUCCGGGUACUACGUACUCCCUCAACCGCAAAAACAAUGAAAUGUGUAGUGCUAUGUUUAAUUAAUUUGUGCUGUGUGAAGACUGGUGCUCAAUUAAAACUUAGGUUACUGUA